UGCAGGUCAGUUCUGGAUAACGCUACCGCGAAAUGAAUGCAACUUAGAUCCAUAUCUCAAUUAUCUAAGGUAUUGUCUUCGGAAUCAAGACAUCGUUUUGACUGUAUAUAGCGUGGAUUCAGUCGCAUAGAGAGAUAUACACAGUGUCAAGGCCAGACGUUGUCAUUAAAAUAAUACGGACUACUUAUAUCCAAGUCCACAAAGCCUUUUCAAAACGAAAUUUUCGUUAUUUUUCUUGUUCGGCCAUUCGCAUGUAUUCAUUUAAUUGCUUACACGAAAGCCUAUAAGGGGAAGAAAAUUUCCUUACAUGAGCAUUGCAUCAUUGUUCAAGUGCAUUAUCAGCUCCUUUUAUCAUCAACAAGUAGAAAAUAGAAUUGAUAGACGUUGAUUCGGUGGUUAAAUGCUAGAGAUGACGAUUGAGUCUUCAGUUUGGAUGUAACUCACCCUGGUAAUAUGCCCCAGUCUCACUCUAAUAAUAUUAUGUUCAACGUCUAUCAUCUCGCUUACGUGUCUCGAAAUCGCAUAUAAACUGACAAUUUGAAGGUUUAAUGCUUUUUGUAGGGUUAUCAGUGGUAUUAAAAAAAAAAAACUUUCUCUCUCCUUUCUUCUACCUAGCUCCUUAUCUUCCCCCUUUAAUUGAAGUUGAUGAGCACAAAUAUAUUGUCUUUAAAUACUGAAGCGAUGAUUCUGUUUCUAACUUGUUGACAUGCCAAAUGAAACUAAUCAUAUUUCACGUCAAGUGCACACAUGAUAAUUGCAAAACUUCUAACGGAAGUACAGAGACCAAAUUACAUCUGCGAAAAGUAUGAUGUUAGGAAAUUAUAGCGAAACUCGAUCUGCUUAAUUGAAUGUGAAAACGCAAAUGUUGAGAAAAUGGAGUCCGAUCUAGAGAACGAGAUUAAUGCCAUGACUACGACAUCGUCACCGGACGGAGAAAGUUCUUUCGAUGACGUCGAAGGUUGGUCUGUGAGUCGCAUUGAAAACAGCUCUUUAGUACGUUCCAUAUACGGUCUUAUCGCCAUCAUUGGGAUGAGCGGCAACGCGCUCGUCUGCUUCGUCCUCUUGCGCGUCCCGUCGUUGCGUACCCGCACGAGCCAAUUCAUCGUCCAUCUCGCCGUGACCGAUUUUAUGACGUCAUUUUGGGUGAUACCAUUCCAUCUUUUCCCGUUCACGCCACCCAUCCCUGAGGGGUUUGCCGGGGAGCUCAUGUGCCGAUUCUAUGUCUCUAAAUACCUUAUGUGGGUCACCGUGUUUGCCUCCGUGUACAGUCUUGUCUCAAUCACUCUCGAGCGCUACUUCGCCAUCGUUCACCCCAUUAAGUACAAGACAACUUUCUCCUUCAAGUAUUCCAUCGUCAUCAUGAUCGGAUGCUGGUUGGUGGGGGCGAUAUCUAACUCGUUUUUCUUCUACGUCUACGAUUUCGAGGAUGGGGCAUGCCAUUUCGUGCCCUACCCAACUGAUUCUCUUAAAAAGGUGAUAGGAGUAUAUAUCUUCUUAUUGAUCUACUUCAUUCCCAUUACACUGAACCUGUUUUGCCACGCAAAGAUGAUACGAUCGCUGAGACAGCAAGCUAAAGCCCUGGACGGAAAUAUGUUUCAAGGUAACGAUGGCAACGGUCUUAAACAAAAGGAAGCUUGGCAACUCAAGAUCGCACAAGACGUUCAGCGAAUGCUUCUCGUCGUCGUAGUCACCUUCAUGAUCUGCUGGGCGCCAAACCAGUUCAUCUUCUUAGCUUUCAACCUCGGUGCCAACGUCGACUUCGCCUCCUGGUAUUACCACUUCUCCGUCAUCCUUGCCAUCUGCAACUCGUGCAUGAAUCCUUUCAUCUACGUGUUCAAGAACAAGGAGUUCAGACACGGCAUCGCCAAGGCGGCGGGAUGCGAGAAGGCGGUUCGACGGUUUGCUAACCGAGUCCGGCCGGCUGAUGAAGUUGUUGAAACCGGGACUGCGGGAAGCACCGAUAAGACCGCUGUCACAACUCAAAAUACGGCGAGCUCUCGAGUAGCAUUCAACUCGAGCAACUCGUGAAUGCGCAAUCCGAAAAAAAUUAAAGGCAUAAGUUAAUAUUGAUCUGAGCUACAAGGUCCCACUUGUCACAUGUGUCUGUUAUUUUAUAUUAAAAAAAAAAUAAAGCCAAGAAUAGUUUGGUUCUCCUACAAAGUGAAUUAUAAAGUCGUGGGAAACAUCAUUCAGUAAAUAUUUUAAUAACAGAUAACCUGACAAUUUCUGCACAAAUUUUCAUUUUUAUUUUCUUGGUUGUUUUUUCAUUUAUAACUUUAAAAUUAAAAAGUUCAACAUUUUUUUGCUAACCUAUGCCUUCAUGCAUCAUGAUCAUUUUCCAGAAGUGUUUUUCAGUGACCUAUUAUUAGCAAGUUUCCGCAACUAUUACGCAGACGCUUUCUGGAACGUUGACAUUUUGUUUGAUAAUGCUCGUCAAAUCACGAUGGCUGAGAGGUCUUUGCCGGAAAUUGGUGAACCGGGACAGCAGAUCGUCCUAAGAUUCGGAGCUGACGAUAAAUUGCAACUAUGUCGUAUUGUCCUGAGUCCAUGACGACACUGCUUUUUUUAUAUUCACAGGUUUUAGACAAAGGCUGCUUUGUCAUGAAGGGCUUUUGACAAUACCCUACGUUCUCUGCGUUCCAAAAAGCGUCUUCGUAGUGGUUAAAAAACCCACCAUAUUGACAAUCAGUUAAAGACCCGGCUGUGAUUGAGUCAAGGCAAACGUCAUCCGACCAGGGGCACCCACUACAAAGUAGGUAACACUCUCGUAACUACACGAAAGCACGUGAAACGGUGAAUUUUAGCGGCUGAGCGAUGUACCCACGUACAGCUAGUGAAAAGGGUAUCUAAUUUGCCAAAAUCAGGGGGGUGCAAUUUUCAACACUGGAUACACUGGAAUAGCCUGGAAUAUUUUGAUUCAUUAGUGGGUAAAAAAAAAUACUUCAUGGUUGUCUGAGCGAGACUCUGAAUUAUUUUUAAGGUCCAUGUUGAAUGUCCCUGUACGACAAUGACGAUGGCCUUCUUAUGUCAGUGCCCCCCCCCCCCCCCCACCGAAACUACCACCAAUAAGCCAAAAAAAAUCCUCAUAGGGUGUUUUUUACGCCCGGUCUGUUUAGGCUUAAACGUUCCAUUAUCUGGUCACGAAAUAUGACUUCAAAUCUGAACCGAAUCAUCGGGGAUUUUUUGUUAAAGCUACAUUUUGAUUUAUUGCUCGAUUUACAAAUUGCAUGCAUUUAUUUUUUACUUCAUUUUUUCAAUCAUUAUUCGAAUGUAUAGAUACUAUUAUGUACAGUGUAGUCUAACACCCUAUUAGCCACUAAAAUCAAAGAAUAGAAAGAUCUUGUGCACAUAGUCGAACAUUGGUUAUGUAUGUCUAUAUUAUUUAUUCGUAUUGACAAAAUGAUGCAAAAAAUAAGGGGUAUCACGAUGUUCAUUGUACAUAAUUAUUUUUGUAAAAGUGUAUUAUCAUGACUUGGGAAAUCACCCGACUUUUUACAUUCUUACCUUGUACAUGUAUUAUGGUCACUACGUACACCACCAGUUUACAGUGUUGUUCACGCAAUGUUUAUUGGAAUAAUGCCAGUUAGUGUAUUGAAUACAAACGAGACCUCCCCCCCCAAAAAAAAAAAAAAAAAAAAAAAAGUUUCACCGGGGGCCCAAUGCGAACUGAUCUGUAAUCAAACGCAAUUUACUUUUCAACCAAUCAGAAUCGUUCAUGUUUGACUUGCUUUCUGAGUUGCGCUUAAAUACAACUGUUAAAGCAACAGUCCCCUGUGUUUCACAAUCUCUUCCCCCCCCCCCCCAAAAAAAAAAUGAUAAUAAAAAAUAGUAGAAUGUAAAUACUGUAUAUUUUUAUUUAUAUAAGAAAGGACGUAAUAUAUUUUAUACAUUUAAUUUGAAGUUGUUUAAGAGGUGGUCUGCUCGCGUUCAAACCUUCUGUAAUAGAGUCGUUAUACAGUUACACGUCAAAUCGAUUGUUGCACAAUCAUGAUUGAUGAUCACAUAAAAAAACCAUAAUAUCACAGUGACUAUCAUUUUGUAUCCCUAAUUUUCGAUCAAUCAUUCAUUGCAAGUUUGUCCAUACUUGAAGCACACACAGUGGCGUACCUAGGAUUUUUCACAGGGGGGCAAAACCGUCCGCCAAAAAAUUUGACAAGAAAAAAAAAGAGCUUCAAGGUCGUCAGGGGGGCAAUAAAGGUCUUCAAGCUCGUCAGGGGGGCAGGGAUACGUCCUUUGCAUGGGUUGUGGCUCGUCAGGGGGGCAGACUGUCCCCUCUGCCCCCCCGUAGGUACGCUAGUGAGCACACAAUUUCAUCACGCAUGGUACUUUUUUUUAUUCGAGGAAGCACUGUGAACAUCUUAUUACCCAUAACGUAAUAAAGUUUAUUGAAAUAAAAUUAAUUUGCGGGUUCUUUUGACUGGCUAGCUAGGAAUAUUCUGGAAAGGAAAUUAUGUACUGAGCUGCAACAACACGUCAUUCGCUAUUGAGCU
Molecule: messenger RNA, 4490 nt
Organism: Lytechinus pictus (painted urchin)
Lineage: Eukaryota; Metazoa; Echinodermata; Echinoidea; Temnopleuroida; Toxopneustidae
Product: gastrin/cholecystokinin type B receptor-like
Exons: 3
Coding region: 874-2028 (384 amino acids)
Biological process (GO): G protein-coupled receptor signaling pathway
Cellular component (GO): membrane
Molecular function (GO): G protein-coupled receptor activity
Source: RefSeq, a predicted model, not a curated record